UCCGGAUAAUAGUUAGUUUAACCGGUUUUCCGAGUAAACUACAGUACUUCGUGCAAGCAUGCAACCGCGGCAGAUUAUGACGCGGCCUUCCGCAGGGGAAAAGAACUCACGGACCCCAGAGACGUCUCGGCCCCAGCCAAACUCUUUGGCGAGGAGUGUCGUGAACCCACCGAAUUGGCGAGAAACAGCUCCAGUAAGCUCGAGACAGCCCAAUCAAAUAUUGCGGCGCCAGGUAAAUGCCAGUACGUUGGCACCGCCGCCACCGCCUCCCACUUCUUUGACGACACGGCGAUGGGAAACACCUCCACUUGCCAAACCACCACCGUCCUUGACUUCAACGCCGCCAGCACCAACGACGUCAGCAUCCUCUCAGCAGACAUCCGUACAACAACAACCAUCACAAGCAACGACCUCAAAGAAAAACAAACAAAAACGAAGCCACCCACCGCCAAGUAAAGUCAAAGCUUCUACCAGUUUCAGCCUGGCCGAUUUCGUGUCUUCGAAACCUGCGUCGGCCAAGCACACCCCGUCCACUGCCACGACCAAGGAGCGCAGCACUGCUGCCCAUCAUAAUACCCACCACCCGUCAGCCUCCCAGCCCAAAGCAGUUCACUCCACAGCGUCAGACAAUCGCCCCGCAGCCGUCUCACUUGGCACAGCAGCAGCUCCACUCCAUGCGACAGUCGUAGCAACACCCCAUGGACACUUGGUAGGACCUCCAGUCCACCACGAACGACCGAAGAAGAAGAAGUUGUCGACUCUGAAGAAGCGAGUGCUCAAGGAUCGGGCAGCAAAGUGGGCAGCGUUCCACAACCACAUACCAAUUGAAUCGACCACUUCGGAUCAAGCCGCGGAAGGAGGCACCAACUUUGCCACGAACGACCUGGUUCGAACGGUGGUAGCGAUUCACUUGGUCGAUCCGGAUGAAGUCCACGAAGACGACGAGUACGACGACACGUUGGAGGACGUGACGGUUCAAUUUGGAAAGCACGGCCAGAUCCUGUCGUUGUCCCUGGACCGAUCGACCGGCACCAUCUCCAUCGAGUACGAGGACGCCAAGGGUGCCAACGCGGCCGUGGCGGCAAUGCACAAUGUCACGUUCGGUGGACAGCAUGUAUCGUGUCUGUUGGUGGACGUGCACGACCAAGUCAAGUGCAAACUGCAGCGCCAAGUGGUGGUCGAUGGCUUCUGUGACAUGGCAGAGCUGGAAGACCCGGAUGAGUUUGACGAAGUGCAAAGUGAAGUGCAAAGUACGUUUGGCACCACACCACACACGCCGGAGCACGUCGAGAUGGACCGAACGACGGGCAGUAUCCGGUUGCUGUAUGCGUCGCCCAAGCAAGCAAAAGAGGUCGCGAUGGCUUUCCAUGGCAAAGCGUACGGCGGCAGAUCGAUCACUGCGAUUUGGAUGGCCCAAGAUGGCUCUCCUAGUGGAAGCACUUCAACUCCCACAACAAAAGGCGAAGGCGGCCAAGUCUUGUCGGAGCUGCCAUCCCUACAACGGUUGCCCAAUGCUCAAGCAAUUCGGGAAUAUGUGGAUCAAGUAAUAACUACCGACCUGAUGAUAUACAGUUGAGGGGGUUACAAGUUGGAAUGGACAUGUGUGUAGCGCGUGGACGUUGGCGGGGAAGUGGAAGGGCUGGUGGUGGCGUUCUUAGGUCGGCUAAUGAGUUUGCAGGAACGAGCGAGGCUGACGAACCCGUUGAAGGCCAAGAAGACGCGGCGACUGGUGUUUGGUUUGCGAGAAGUCAAGCGAGGGGUUAAGAACGGCAAGGUCGUGUGUCUGAUGGUAGCGUACAACAUCGACGAGUGUGCCGCGGAAGGCGGGCUGGACGACAAAGUGAUGGAGCUCAUCGACUUGGCGCGCCUCCACAACACCCCCGUGAUCUUUUCCCUGUCCAAGUACACGUGAUCAUCAACGAUGUGAUCGUCUAGAAAACUGACUGAAUGCGUAGGCGAAAGCUAGGGAAAGCGCUGCUAAAAACGAUCCGUGUGAGCUGUGUGGGCGUGUACAACGUGGAUGGGGCCAACGAACUCUGGGCCGAUCUCAAGAAGAAAGUCGCGGCCCUGCAGGCCAAUCCACCACCCCAACCAGACUGCGGAACCGCCGCACCGGAAAUGUCAGAAUGCACUGUGCUUCCAUGAAAUAUAUGGUGAAACCGUGGAAACUUCACUCCCAACUGUUGUUUGGGGACAAACAGAAAAAGCUUCACGAUGUACUUAAUUAGUGUUAAUAGCAUGUUUCACUACAA
This is a messenger RNA of Aphanomyces astaci, 2252 nucleotides long. RefSeq lists its product as hypothetical. The transcript is spliced from 2 exons. Gene Ontology annotation, cellular component: U2 snRNP; U2-type spliceosomal complex. Gene Ontology annotation, molecular function: mRNA 3'-UTR binding; ribonucleoprotein complex binding; selenocysteine insertion sequence binding. The record is from RefSeq and is a predicted model, not a curated record. Gene Ontology annotation, biological process: selenocysteine incorporation. Lineage: Eukaryota; Oomycota; Saprolegniomycetes; Saprolegniales; Verrucalvaceae. The coding region runs from base 59 to 1576 and encodes 505 amino acids.